This is a messenger RNA of Kuraishia capsulata CBS 1993, 1254 nucleotides long. RefSeq lists its product as uncharacterized. The coding region runs from base 1 to 1254 and encodes 417 amino acids. The transcript has a single exon. The record is from RefSeq and is a predicted model, not a curated record. NCBI's taxonomy places the organism in Eukaryota, Fungi, Ascomycota, Pichiomycetes, Pichiales, Pichiaceae. Gene Ontology annotation, biological process: mRNA 3'-end processing. Gene Ontology annotation, cellular component: mRNA cleavage and polyadenylation specificity factor complex. Gene Ontology annotation, molecular function: mRNA binding.
AUGUCGAAGGGCAUAGCAUUGAACACGUCGUGUGUUCUGUACAUAGGAGCCAUUCCCUACAAUUGGGAUGUUGAGGUGAUAAAGGCUGUGGUAUGUGGAAGCGGACCGAUUGUCGAUGUCCGCUGUAUGAUGGACAGUCCUGGCAAGAAUAAGGGGUUCUGUUUCGUCGAAUAUGCCACUCCAGAUGACGCGCAAAGAGCCUUGAGGUUGCUAUCGCAGGUGAAGAUCGAAGGCCGUAAGAAGCUGAGGAUCGAGCUUUCCAAGGAAGGAUUGCGGAAUCCUUCGCCAGUCGGGACCAAGCCCGAGUUGCUGCUUUCCCGCAACUUCCUCCCACCAAACGUGGUAAUUCCCAACGAAAUGAUGAACGGUCUUUCGCACCAGCCCACAAGCUUCGACUUCAACUCGAACGGAAACGCUUACGCACACCAACCAUCACAGCUAUCACAACCGGAUUUGCUUCAGCAGAUCUCCUCGAGUCCGCAGCUCCAACGCAUGGUGCAGCAGAUGUUGUCGCAGGGAAUGGACAUGAACCAGGUUUCCAACGUUAUCCAGCAGUACCUGAGUAAGGGAUCGCAAUUUCCACAACCCCCUCAGCAAAGGAUCGUUAUGCCCAAUUCUUUGUUGGACGCCACUAACCACCUUCCCAAGGUCGAGAAAUUGCCGUUUGUGACCCGCGAGAGGAUCUCCGAGACCCUCUCGCAAAUCCACCCAGCCGUUCUGAUCCAGUUGAUUGCGACUCUGAAGCAGACUCUGGAGGGUCCUAAUCAACAGUAUGCGGCAACGGUCUUGAACAGCAACCCGCAGUUGGCUGUGGCCGCGGCCCAGUCGCUGUUGCUCAUGGGUGUCAUAGACACAGACGUGAUUGACCAGGCCGUUUCGAAAGCAAACACCCAACAACAGCCCCAGCAGCCUACUCUUUCAACUCUGCAACAAAGCAAUGCAGCUUCAGCCGCUUCUGCGGCCGCGGUGGUCAACUCAGCCAUCCCCUUGCAGCCAACCAACGCCCAUACCAAUAAUCAGUUCCACCAGGAAACGUCGAACCCAAUGUACAAUAACUCAAACUAUGCUGCAUCCUCAUCAGUCGAUCCAGAUUGGAUUGGUCUAUCACAAAGCACCAUUGAGAAACUCUCAAAGAUGGAAAAGAGCGAAUCGUCUUUGAUCGUACAGGUCUUGAAGCUGCCUCCAGACCAGGUUGAGAACUUACCUCCUCAACAGAAGAUCAUGGUUGAACAACUUCGCAAUCAAUACAGGUGA